Messenger RNA from Perognathus longimembris pacificus (Pacific pocket mouse), 987 nucleotides. Its product is annotated as olfactory receptor 4F4-like. Gene Ontology annotation, cellular component: membrane. Gene Ontology annotation, biological process: G protein-coupled receptor signaling pathway. Gene Ontology annotation, molecular function: G protein-coupled receptor activity; olfactory receptor activity. Lineage: Eukaryota; Metazoa; Chordata; Mammalia; Rodentia; Heteromyidae. The transcript is spliced from 2 exons. The record is from RefSeq and is a predicted model, not a curated record. Bases 1 to 987 code for a protein of 328 amino acids.
AUGAAACAGAUAACUGAAGACACAAACUCCUGGAAUGAAUCAAUACAUGAAACAAAUAACUCUGUGGUUACAGAGUUUAUUUUUCUUGGACUAUCCAAGUCUCGGGAACUUCAGAUUUUCCUAUUUCUGUUCUUUUUGGUUUUCUACAUAGGAAUUGUUUUGGGAAACCUUCUUAUUGUCAUAACUGUGACUUCUGACUCCUACCUUCACUCCCCCAUGUACUUUCUGCUGGCCAACCUGUCCCUCAUUGAUCUGUCUCUGUCCUCAGUCACAGCUCCCAAGAUGAUUGGUGACUUUUUCAGCAAGCACAAAGUCAUCUCUGUCAAGGGAUGCUUUGCACAGAUAUUUCUCCUUCACUUUUUUGGUGGGAGUGAAAUGGUGAUCCUCAUAGCCAUGGCCUUUGACAGGUAUGUGGCAAUUUGUAAGCCCCUACGCUACAGGAUGAUUAUGUGUGGCAAUGUGUGUGUGGGCAUUGUGGCUGCAGCAUGGGGAACUGGCCUCCUCCACUCUGUGAGCCAGCUGGCAUUUGCAGUGAACUUACCUUUCUGUGGUCCCAAUGAGAUUGACAGCUUUUACUGUGACCUUCCAAAGGUAAUCAAGCUUGCGUGUACCGACACCUACCAGUUAAACAUCAUGGUCAUUGCUAACAGUGGUGUGCUCACUGUGUGUUCUUUUGUUCUCUUAAUUGUUUCCUACACGAUCAUUGUACUGACUGUCCAGCUCCAGCGCUGCCCUUCUGAUAGAUCAUCCAAGGCCCUUACCACUCUGACUGCUCACAUCACAGUGGUUCUUUUGUUUUUUGGACCAUGCAUCCUCAUUUAUGCCUGGCCAUUUGCCGUGGAGUCCUUGGAUAAAUUCCUCGCUGUUUUCUAUUCUGUGGUCACUCCACUCUUGAACCCAAUUGUAUACACGCUGAGGAACAAAGACAUGAAGACUGCGCUGAGACGACUGAGAAAACAGAAUGUGAACUCCAUAGUAAGGUCUUAG